Bolinopsis microptera is the source of this 3136-nucleotide messenger RNA. RefSeq lists its product as uncharacterized. The coding region runs from base 14 to 2422 and encodes 802 amino acids. The transcript is spliced from 2 exons. Gene Ontology annotation, biological process: protein N-linked glycosylation; oligosaccharide metabolic process. Gene Ontology annotation, molecular function: Glc3Man9GlcNAc2 oligosaccharide glucosidase activity. The record is from RefSeq and is a predicted model, not a curated record. Gene Ontology annotation, cellular component: endoplasmic reticulum membrane. Lineage: Eukaryota; Metazoa; Ctenophora; Tentaculata; Lobata; Bolinopsidae.
UACACAGGUAGUUAUGGCUGCAGAGUCUGUACGCAGGCGUCCUGGAAAGGAUAAAACCACAAACCAUGCCACAAAAACAAAAAAGAAGGAAGAGAAGCCAGGUGGGAUCAACAAAUGGAUUGCAGGACUGUGCGCACUGCUGCUGACGAUAGCGCUGGUGCGCGUUCUCUACAUAAAACCCAACAACCUCACUUCACAGUCGUACCUCCCUUUAGUGUAUCCAGAGUGUUGUACUGGAACUGAGGAACAACUCACAAGACUUUGGGGAAGUUACCGUCCACAGGUAUAUUUUGGAAUCAGACCCCGAAUACCAGAAUCUGUGAUAUUUGGACUAAUGUGGAUGCCAGUGUACAACCCCGAGUACGUUCUUAACCACGACUUCCGCCACACAUCCGAGCAGAGUGACCUCAAGUCCUUCACCUGGACCCACCACGAUGGCAACAAAUUUGGUAUCCAGAUGCUGCAGGAUAAAGGUUACGUUCUGGAAACUAGUUUUGCUAAAACUAACGUCAUGCUCCAGGACUGGUCAGCGAGAGUGAAAGUGCGCGCAACCGGCGCUGCGGAGUCUCCGCAAGCUAUUCACUUGUACUGGUAUCUUGGUAUCGAGCACAACCAGUCCAAAGUCAGGAUAUCUCGGAUACCCAAUGGUUUCUCUGUCUACGGGGAAACAGCUGAACUUGGGAAAUUUCACAUGAGGUACAAAACAGUUAACGCUAACGUGAAGGUGAUGCACAACGCGUACAACUGUGGUGAUAACGUACCUCUCCACCUACUGACAGACUAUGUUAAGGGCAAGCUAAAACCUAUACCCUACACUGGGCGAGGUCCUGUGGUAACUCCCAUUAUAGUAGCAUUUGAUCCUGCCUCUACGACGUGCAGUGAAUCCAGUAAUAUUGUUAUCAUGCAGCUUACACUUCCGCUACCAGCUGAAGUAGAGAUUGUGUAUGAGAACUUGAAUAUCGAGAGAACUGUCACUCUUGAGGGAGCUUACUUUGAUUCUCUUAUUAAAACUUACAUGGAUGACUUUAAUCAGAAGUUUGAAGAUAAGUUUCAGCUUAAAUCUAAGGGUUAUAAAGAUGAAUAUGUAACGUUUGCUAGGAGUACUUUUAGUAAUCUUAUUGGUGGUAUUGGGUAUUUUUAUGGUAAAUCUAUUGUAAAAUCAUCAGAGGUUGAGAAGCCGGUGUAUUACUGGCCUGCAGCACUUUACUCAGCUGUUCCUUCUAGAUCAUUCUUCCCUCGAGGAUUCCUCUGGGACGAGGGAUUCCACCAGCUUUUAAUCAGCAAAUGGGACAACACUAUUAGUCUGGAAGUUAUCGGACAUUGGUUGAACCUCAUGAACGCAGACGGGUGGAUACCACGAGAACAGAUUCUCGGAAAUGAAGCUCUUAUGAAGGUACCCAAGGAGUUUGUAGUUCAGAACGCUGACUACGCAAAUCCACCAACAAUGUUCCUAGCUCUGGAUUCCAUGUUCAAUUCCAUGCAGCCCUCUGAAAUACUCGACCAUCACUCAACGUUAAAGAAAGUGUUCCACAGACUAACCUUGUGGUACAACUGGUACAAUACCACCCAGAUAGGACCUGAACCUACCACCUACCGAUGGAGGGGCCGGAAUGGAACUACCGACAGAGAACUUAACCCUAAAACUCUGACCAGUGGUUUAGAUGACUACCCUCGUGCUACACAUCCCACUGACGAGGAGUACCAUGUGGAUCUGCGCUGCUGGAUGGCGUUCGCUUCUAGAUCUCUUACUAAUCUUGGAGAUCUUCUCGGAAUUAAUGUUGAUAAGUACAGAGAAACAGCCGAGAUUCUGUCGGAUAACGAGUUAUUAAAGAAGCUUCAUUGGACGGGAGAUUACUUCGCUGACUAUGGACUCCACUCCGAGAUAGUCGGACUUAAAGACACCAGAGUCGGACCAAACAUAGAGAAACGGCGAGUUGUCCGGAAACUUCCCCAACCACAGUUUGUAAAAGUACAGGGCUACAUAAACCUGUUCCCCUUCAUACUGAUGAUCCUGGAACCCACUUCCCCCGAGUUGGGCCACAUUCUCUCUACCCUAAAAUCAGAUAACUCCAUCUGGAGCCCCUACGGACUAUGCUCCGUGGGUAGAUCAGACCCCUACUACCUGAAGUACAACACCCAACAUGACGCCCCCUACUGGCGGGGUCCUGUCUGGAUUAACAUCAACUUCCUCGCUAUCAGAGCACUGGACCACUAUGCUAAAGUAGAGGGUCCUUACAAAGAUAUCAGUAAGAAGUUGUACACAGAGCUGAGGAGGAACGUUGUUGAGAACAUGUACAGAGAGUUCUCCAAGACAGGGUUUAUAUGGGAGCAGUAUAACUGUCAGACCGGUAAAGGGCAAAGUGUGCACCCUUUUACUGGGUGGAGCAGUCUGGUGGUCCUCAUCAUGGGCGAACAGUUCUAGAUCUUAUCACGUGGUAAUGUCACGUGGUCUUGUUUUUCUGUGUGUUUGCUGGUUUUGGAAUUAUUAUUGUUUUUUGUUUUUUUCAGAUCGGUGCAGAUUUCAACUUAUGAUGUGAAAUGUAGCUUGCUUUUUUUUGAGUUUUUGAUGGUAUAUACCUAAUGUAUGGGUGCAAGCAUGAUAUGUAUAAUUUUAAUUAUCGAUAUUAUUUUCGCUAUGUGUGAGUUUUCACUUUUCUUGAUGUUUUUGUGGCGGGCCCUUGAUAUUAUUUGAUAGCUGUUAUUGUAUCCUUUUACAGUUUUGCCAACUUUUCUUAAUAAUUUAUUAUUAUUGCGUUAGAAAUAGAAAUUGGGGCUAUUUUUUCAUUGUAAGUGAACAGGUUUUAUUUACCCACAAUACAUAAUAAUAUGAUACCAUAAUUUGCCGAAAUUGAUUUUUCAAUACCAUCUUAUCGGCUUUUGCGCUGCGCAGUUUUUUCAAUCAAGUUUUGCGAUUAAAUUAUUUGCGAAUUGUUAAUUCUUCUGAUUUUCUCUUUGAGUAGAUAAAUAUGAUUAUUUUAAUCAGACAACGCUUGAAGAUUACUUCGGUUAAUGAUUGUAUAUUGUAUCUCAUGUUUAACAAGUUUCAUGCUACGUUACAAUAAUUUAAUGUUGAUUUCAGAGUUUUGCCGUUUGAAAUAUUAUUACUAAUUUAAACUUAGGUAAUUGAUCGGUGUAC